AUGUCGACCGCGAAGUUGGAGAAGAAGAUUUGGAAGCUCGAGACGAAACUGCGAGAGGAAUUCCGAGCUGAGCUGCAGCACACCAUGGCGGACUGCAUUGCGAGGGUAGAGAAGCUUGAGUCUCAAAUCUAUAAUAAGCCGAUUUUCCCUCGCAAAACAAGCGAAGAAGAGAGCAUGAUACAGAUUUCGGUGGACUCUGCGAUCAACACCGCUGCGAACCUGAAAGAUUCGUUCUCCAUCGACGACUUGGCGGUGCCGACGGCGCUCAAACCUGUCCCGGCGAAGAUCGUAGCACCUGUGGCAAAUCCUGUGGUUGUGGAUGCAGCACCGGCGGGGGACGACCAGGAAGAUGACAACUUUGAGCCGGUAGGUUUCAUGGAAUCCACUUGGUCCAUGGUCCUGGUGCUCGGAUUGACGGAUGCGGGAUGGUUUGACGAGCUGAUGGGUCUGCUCCUCCUGCUCGGGAGCGCUACCGUGCAGAUCAUCUUCACCAUCAUCUUGUUGACGGAUGCCUUCCUCGGAGACCCAUUCAGUGCCAAGCUGGAGAGCGCCAGGAGCUGGAGGCGUAGUGCACACGACCACAGCUACAUGGACCUAGCCGGCAGUAGCCUCGUCUCCCGCGUUUGCAACCAAGAUGACUCCUUGAUCCUGUCGAACGCGCAGGCAGGUAUCAUUGCAGAGAUCAACUCCUUCUUAGGGCUUGGCCUGCUUGAGUUUGAGACGGCCGGACUUCGCCCUGGCAUGGUGCUCUCCACAUUGUGUAUUCUGCUUUGGUGCCUCUACCUUUUGAAGGAGUUCCGCUUGGUGGGCACCGGCGUGGAGGCUAUUCUGCAUGUGGCGCGAAGUGGCGCCACCACCUUUGAACAUGGCUCCUUUCGCACCAUCUCUUACUUCCGCUGCUGGUUCUUCUGCUUCACGAGCCUGAUGCGCAUGGCCAUUGCGGCAGGUAUUCUGUAUGCGGGCAUCAUCUGGCUUGCCAACACCGCUUCCAUCACCGAGCUGAUGCUCAAUGCAGUGGCCCUGGGAUCGGUCAUGGAGGUGGAUGAGAUGAUCUUCUCAGCCAUGAUGCCCAAGAGGAUCCAAAAUCGAGUUCAAGAGCUCGAAGCGGUGAAGAUCUGCUUCACGCGCCGGCGCAGCCAAUGCGAAGCACUGGUACUCGUCCUGCUCAUCCUCGGCCUCCUUCUCUGGCCCUGGCACUUUUUGCUCGAACCCCUCGGAUCAACGAUGCAGCAGGUGAAGCAUGCCUACUGUGGCGGCGAACGUGAUUUCGUAGUGGCCAUGAACGACGACAUCGGGGUGAUCUUGGCGCGUGGAACGGAGUCGUACCAGCGGACGGACCACGACAAUGCCACCCUCAUUGAGACCGCAGUGCAGGAUUAUGCAUUUGUUGGAUUCUCGGAUUUCGUUUCGUUCCAAGAAAGCGGCCCCGCCUUCGCGAACAAGCGUGCUGAGAACAUCGCAGACGCAGCCUCGACGGUACAGUCCUGCAAUGAUUUCGAUGCCUGGUUUGUGUUUGGAAAGGCCAAGAGCGUCAUCGACUUUGCCAACAUCUAUGCUGUGUAUUGGCGCACCGUGACUUUCAGCCUUGGCUUUGGCGAGAACACCACCUGUGCUGAGAUGGUGAACUACUGCGACCGCAGCAGUCUCCUUCGGCUGGUGUGCGGCCCGACAUGCGGCUGUCAGUCGGAACGCUACAACUCCUGGUUCAUGGUGGAGGCCCAAGGAUGCUCCCGAGUUUGCUUACAGCGGCGCCGGGAGUUUGUGGAGGAGGCAAGGAACCACCCCGAGACUUGCAUAGAUGUGGAACGCGACGAUGAAAGGUGGCUGGCUCUUUGGGACAGUUAUCCUGCCGCAGCCGCCAGCUACGGCAAGAUCAUAGAGCCGGCACAGCUGGAGCACUUGUCAUGGACUGCCUUACGGCUAAAGGAGGUUGGGUGUGCGGCCCUGCAGAACAACGACGGCUAUCAGGAGCCAGUGACCAAGGCGCCCUGGUGUGCAGGCUUCGCCCAAUUCUUCAGCCCACUGUCGGAACUUUGUCCCGCGACUUGUUUGGGGUGCGGGGACUACAGUUGCCAGGAUGUCCGCACCGGGAUGCUGCAGGCCCUGGCCCCACACCUGAACGCGACCGACUGUGCCGACAUCGUCGCUAGGCGCCUUUGUGACCAACCCGGGUUAGAGGCGGCGAGUCUGUAUUGCUGCCAGUCUUGCGACGGGACUCACGGCGGGCAAGAUAGACCCGAUGGCGACGACGGGGAUGGAGGAGAAGCUGAUGGAGAGAAUGAGGAUGGUGGGCAUGAUGGCGCAGAAGGAGCUGACGGUGCAAGCGAGAACUACGGAUCUGCAGAUGAUGGCGUGGGCGCAGAGGGGGACACUGGAUAUGGUGAUGGAGAAGGUACUGGAGAUGGAGAUGAUGAACCUGCAGACGAAGCUGGGUAUGGAGGUGAUGGAACUGAUGGAGGUGAAGACGACGCAGGGCUUGCAGACGAAGUCGGUUAUGGAGAUGAUGGAGAGGAAGAUGGCGCAGGGUUUGCAGACGAAGCCGGGCAUGGAGGUGAUGGAGAUGUUGAGGAUGGAGACGACACAGCUGCAGACGGUGCUUAUGGUUACACAGACGCGGGUGAAGAGUGA
Symbiodinium sp. CCMP2456 is the source of this 2628-nucleotide messenger RNA. NCBI's taxonomy places the organism in Eukaryota, Dinophyceae, Suessiales, Symbiodiniaceae. The record is from the annotation of a GenBank genome assembly.